AUGGAAACGAGAAUCAAAUCUGGAUUUCCAAAACCAAAUGUCUUGACAGCAACUAAAUAUCCUUUGAAUAUUGCAGCAGGUCCUCAUGAACCAUCUACAGUCUCUCAAGCUCUUGCAAGUCCAAAAUGGAAGCAAGCCAUGAUAACUGAAUAUGAAGGUCUCUUGUCUAAUGGCACUUGGUCACUCGUUCCGCCACCUGCCUCUACCAAUGUAGUUGGUAAUAAAUGGGUGUUUGAGACCAAGUUUAAUCCCGAUGGUUCAGCUCAAUGCCACAAGGCCCGCUUGGUUACGAAAAGAUAUCAUCAAACUCUGGGAAUUGAUUUUUAUGAGACUUUUAGCUCGGUCAUUAAGCCGACUACGGUGCGCAUUGUUUGGCUGUUACAGUUCAUUUUUCUUAGGACAUUCAAUAACUUGAUGUAA
Messenger RNA from Humulus lupulus (European hop), 420 nucleotides. RefSeq lists its product as uncharacterized. Bases 1 to 420 code for a protein of 139 amino acids. The transcript has a single exon. Lineage: Eukaryota; Viridiplantae; Streptophyta; Magnoliopsida; Rosales; Cannabaceae. The record is from RefSeq and is a predicted model, not a curated record.